This is a messenger RNA of Callorhinchus milii (elephant shark), 1886 nucleotides long. RefSeq names its product alpha-2,8-sialyltransferase 8F-like. Gene Ontology annotation, biological process: oligosaccharide metabolic process; N-glycan processing. Bases 128 to 1252 code for a protein of 374 amino acids. Gene Ontology annotation, molecular function: alpha-N-acetylneuraminate alpha-2,8-sialyltransferase activity. The transcript is spliced from 7 exons. Lineage: Eukaryota; Metazoa; Chordata; Chondrichthyes; Chimaeriformes; Callorhinchidae. The record is from RefSeq and is a predicted model, not a curated record.
CUAUUGACUUGUUUGUGUGAACGAUGUGCUCCAAGCUCUCAGUUGUUAAGGAAUUGUGUUAUUAAGCUUUAAUUUGCUGUUGAAAUAUUACACUGUGGUGUGCUGCGUGGAUCGUAAACACAGCAGGAUGAAAUUACGGAGUUAUUUUUUCAUUGUGACGGCAAUUAUUAUUCUUUCUGGUUUUGUUCUCAUCUUGACGAAUCAAAAUGAUGUGAAGAAUUUUGAUUUGAUAAGUUACAUCAGGGUUAACAAGGAGCAAAGAAAUCAAAUCUUAGCUACUCAAAAGCCAAAUCCACCAGAGUGUGCAGAGCUCAGCAAGUUGUUUGCUCGUAUCCCUAAGAGUUUUGAAGAAGAUGAUAUCAUUAACCUCUUCAAGAAAACACAGAAAUGUACAUGGUAUAGAAAUUCCGAAGCAAACUACAUAUUCAGAGCACAGCUAACAAAUUGCUGCAAUGCAAUCCAAAACUUCACUGUCACACAAGUCAACACAGCACGAGGAGCAAAUCUGUCUUAUGAUGCACAGCCUAAAAAGAAAAUAACGAUCACGGAAGAUAUUUUUAAUUUGCUUCCUCAGAAUAAUAAAAUCCCCAUAUCUAAACGCUGUGCUAUGGUUGGCAAUGGAGGAAUCCUAACUAACAGCAGCUGUGGAGAGGAAAUAGAUCAGGCUGACUUUGUGUUCAGGUGUAAUCUUGCUGCUAUCGUUGGUAGAGAAGAUGAUGUAGGAUCAAAAACUGACCUAGUGACAGCUAACCCAUCCAUAUUUACAAGAAAAUAUCAAAGUCUAAAUUUUAGAAGAAAGCCCUUUUGGGAGAGUACAAAGGUCUAUGGAAAAGCAUUGAUUCUAUUACCUGCAUUUUCUUAUCCAUUAUAUACUGGCAUAGUAUUUAAAGUUUCCUAUACACUGGAAGAUUUUGGUUCAAAACUGCAGCCAAUAUAUUUAAACCCAUCUUACAUGGUAAAUAUCACUCGGUUCUGGACAUCCGUCGGUGUGUCUGAGACUCGACUAUCUAGUGGCUUGAUAGUAUUGAGUGCAGCACUGGAGCUUUGUGACGAGGUGUGGCUAUAUGGAUUCUGGCCCUUCUCGAAAAACAUGGAAGGAAUGAAGCUCUUCAAUCAUUACUAUGAUGAUGUAAAUCCAAAGCGAACACCUCAUGCCAUGCCGAGGGAAUUCUACACACUUCUGCAACUUCACACCAAAGGCAUUCUGAAGUUGCGAGCUGGAAAAUGCAAGAACAAGCCAACAAAUAUUUAGAAGGAUGGGGUACAAGGCAAACAUACAUAGAAGUUCAAAUCUGUGACAGUGCAACCUAACUAGUUUUAUGAAUGUGUUCUCGUUUCAUCACUUUUCUUUCCCUAUUUUUUCCGUUCCUCUCAUCCGAAUACACAGCCGCAAUAAAAUUUUGAGAUGCGCUUUGAAACAUUGCAACAACGUAAUAUGAUGCUGUAUCAAAUUCCCGGGAUCCCGUAUAGUAAUAAUCCUCCUGAAGUCCCAGGAUUGCAACCACAAGUUGAGAUUUUCCCUCUUAAAAUUUAGAAAUUCAGAAAAAUGUUUCUGUCCAAGUGUACAUUAUCUUCUCACAAGAGAGUAUGGAUAAGUGGCUGGUUGGCUGUGGGAUCAAUAGAAUAGUUUUUUGUGGGUAAUUACAGAUUGAUUUGAAUUUCUAUUCCUCAUAUUAAUCAACCAGGUUCUAUUGAUGGUAAAGGCAGGUUAUGAUGUUAAGUUGCUGACAAAUAUGCAGUAGACAACACAAAUGUUCAAUGCUGUAUUCACUUUUUCUUUAUACCAACAGCAACUUGCAUUUAUAUAGCGCACUCCAUGCAGGGUAGCAUCUCAGAGCACCUAACCGUGCUCCGAGCCAGUAGUGGGGGGGAGAUGGGGUGGGGGG